AUGAAAAUAAAAUUAUUCUUUAUACUGAUCUCUUUGCUUCAUAUUAUUCGAAGCGAAGCUAAUAUUGAUUUAUGUACAUUUAAUUCAACCAUUCAAGAUCUUCCAUCGACAUGGAUCUAUACAACGGUCGACAAAGUAAAACUUUGUUUUCAAAACAUACCAGUGAAUAACAUUACAAUGAAUGAAACAAUGAAACAAUUAUUUAACUCAUUAGAUUUUUAUAGUUUUUUUAGUUUAGUUCGUCAAAGUAAUUAUCCUUAUUAUACAAAUGUUCGAUUUCAAGAAGAGUUAUUAAAUAUCAUGAAUCAAUCAAAUAGAAAUAUGUAUACAAAUGAUUAUGAUUUUCACAUGUCUAUUGUAAAUACUUUUAAAAAGCUCAAUGAUUUUCAUACACAAUAUAAUGCGCCAAAAGGAUAUGCAGAAUUUCAAUUAUUACUACCAUUUAUUCUAGAAUUUUUACCACUAACAAAACAGAUCAAAAUUAAAACAGGUAUUAAAUUAUAUUCUUCAAUGAUUGGAAAUAAUGCCAAUAUGAAUUAUAAUGAUAAAAUCAUCACAAAAAUUGAUGGUGUCAAUGCAUUAGAAUAUAUGAAACAAUUUUCUGAACAACAUUCACUUAUGAGUAAAGAUAAGACUGCUAAACUGAAUUCUGUUUUCAGAGAAGAAUUUUGGUUGCGAAAUCUUGCAGAUUAUCCAUUACCAACGGCCAAUAAUAUAACAUUUACCAUAUUUGACAAUGUUGAAUUAACAUUAACAUUUCCUUAUCUAGUGAUAGUUACAAAAAAGUUUGACAAUCAAAGUAGUUUAGAAAAUGAUAAUCGUUUUACAGGACCAUCAUCUUUUGAUAAAAGAACUGUUUUUACGUAUGUGAGUAAUUCUGAAAAAUUAAAUUGGUAUCAAGAGAAAAAAAAUGAUAGCUUUGAUUUUAUUAUGGGAGGUAAUAAUAUAUAUUAUUAUACUCAUAAGCGAACAAAAACUGCUAUCAUUAGACUUGCUUCAUUUGAUGAAGAAAAUUUGGAAGAUGUGAAAAAAAUAUUUUUAAUGGCUACUGGAAAAACAUUAAUUAUUGAUUUAAUCGGAAAUCAUGGUGGUCAUAGUUGUCUAGCUUAUAGUUUACUAAAUUAUUUAGUUCCAGAAUAUUCUAAUCUAAGUGCCUUGUAUGAACCAAUAGACGCUAGAAUAACUCAACCACUAAAAUCAUUUUCUAUGGCAUUUAAUUUCUAUCCAAAUUCAAUAUUAGAUUUACGAACUGGUCUUUCAUUUACAAACAUGCAAUGGAUAGAACCAUAUGUGAAUUAUACAAGAGGAAAUUCAACAGAUGAAUAUUCAAUGAAAUGGUCGAUAAAUUGUGAUGGACAAGUAUUUGGUGGAGGAAAAUUUUGGAUUAAAAAUGCAACUAAUACAAAAUAUUUUCAAUCUAUUUAUGCUUUAACAGAUGGUACGUGUGGUAGUGCUUGCAGUUUAUUUCUAUCGAAAUUAAAAUUUGGUUCCAAUUUUAAUCAGAUUUUCGGUAUUGGUGGUGGAUACGAUGGAAACGAUUUAUUUGAAAGUUCAAGUUAUGCUGGUGGUGGUGCAUUCAGUUGGAAUAAUAUUGUCACAUAUUACAAUCUGGUUGGUGUUAAUAAUUCGUCCAUUGACUAUCUACCAACAAGUGCUUUUUUGAAUUUGAAUGUAUAUGAAAUAUAUAUCAAUUCAAUCAGUAGUGAUUAUCCAAGAGAAUUUGUUAAGCAGUCAAUUGAUAUACGAUUAAAUAAAUCUGAUUAUUUUAAUAUUCAACCAGCUUUAGAAGCAAUAAUAAAUUAUGAUAGUCCAGGAAAUGCAUAUGUUUGGAUAGGAAGCAGUUCAAUGAAGAGCAUUGUCUCUUAUGUAGUCGUAGUGGAAUUAUUCUUGCAAAUAAUGAAGUAG
Molecule: messenger RNA, 1905 nt
Organism: Rotaria sp. Silwood2
Lineage: Eukaryota; Metazoa; Rotifera; Eurotatoria; Philodinida; Philodinidae
Source: the annotation of a GenBank genome assembly